Messenger RNA from Hypomesus transpacificus, 2623 nucleotides. RefSeq names its product synaptotagmin IXb (gene syt9b). Lineage: Eukaryota; Metazoa; Chordata; Actinopteri; Osmeriformes; Osmeridae. Gene Ontology annotation, cellular component: membrane; dense core granule. The transcript is spliced from 8 exons. Gene Ontology annotation, molecular function: calcium ion binding; phosphatidylserine binding; calcium-dependent phospholipid binding. The record is from RefSeq and is a predicted model, not a curated record. Gene Ontology annotation, biological process: calcium-ion regulated exocytosis; cellular response to calcium ion; regulation of dopamine secretion. Bases 400 to 1962 code for a protein of 520 amino acids.
CGAGUGUGCAGAGCGCUGGGAUUUCAGCACCACAGAGCAACGAACAGCGCACGGGACUGGAUGAACUGGCCAGAGGGCUGCGCGCGUCCGGGUGGAUGAUUCAACCAGUGUCCUCGACUCCAAGCACCGAUUUGAACGGCUAAAACCGGAUUUCAAACUGCUUGUUAUCCUCCUACGGACUCAUUAGGAACAGCCUUGCGCUUCUAGCUCUCACUUUACGUGAUGCUAACCGACGAGAUAUUUUAAGCGCGCUGGAACAGAGUCGGAUCUAUUAGUGGAUAAGGGGCGUAAGGUGGUCGGUUAGAAGUGGUUCCGGGGAUACCGGAGCGUCAGUGACCGGUCUAAGAGUGGUGGGUCGCCGCUAGAGAGCCCCCCCAUUCAGAAGCAUGCUGGUGGGAAAUGCCUGGAGACAGAGAGGACGAGAUCUGUCGAAAGGCACUGGAACUGCUCUCCGACCUGUGCUCUAAGGGUGAAGUGCAGAACGAUAACUGUGUGGAUUUUAUCUAUUAUUUCCGUGAUCUUGCCAGACCGAGGUAUUCCGACUCAGAUGUGUCUGUGAGUCUCCUGUCACUCCUCGUCACCACCUGUGGCCUGGCCCUCUUCAGCGUCUCUCUCUACGUCUCCUGGAAACUAUGCUGGUUGCCAUGGCGAGGAGGCAGCCUGGCCGACGCCUUGAGGGCGGGCCUUGGGGACCAGCAACCAGUUCUGAUGGAGGUGGAUGGGGAUGGCGAGGAGCGGGAGUACAGUGAGGAGUGUGUGAAGGAGCCCUCGGGCCCCAACGCGGUCCUGGAGUCGGCCAUGAAGAUCAGCCACACGUCCCCAGACAUCCCCCUGGAGGCCCAGGCCAAGGCCAAGGACAACUAUGUCCACCACAUAGCCCGUGUGCAGAGACAGAUCACCGAGCCCACCUCCUCCGGACGACACCACUCCAUCCGGCGCCAAAUGAACCUGUCCAACCCGGACUUCAACCUGGCCCAGUUCCAGAGACAGGAGUCCCUGUCGGGCCUGGGCCGGAUCAAACCCGAGCUCUACAAACAGCGCUCCGUGGACGGCGACGACGAGCACAGCGAGGACAGCUGCGGACGGCUCCACUUCAUCCUCAAGUUCGACUGCGACCUGGAGCAGCUGAUCGUCAAGAUCCAGCGAGCCCAGGACCUCCCCGCCAAGGACUUCUCCGGAACCUCAGACCCUUACGUCAAGAUCUACCUGCUGCCGGACAGGAAGACCAAACACCAGACCAAGGUGCACAGGAAGACGCUCAACCCGGUGUUCGACGAGGUCUUCCUGUUCCCCGUGACGUACGGCGAGCUGCCAUCCCGGAAGCUGCACUUCAGCGUCUACGACUUUGACCGCUUCUCGCGCCACGACCUGAUUGGCCAAGUGGUGGUGGACAACUUCCUGGAUCUGGCCGACUUCCCCCGGGAGACCAAGCUGAACAGGGAGAUCCAGUACGUCACCUCGGACAAUGUGGACCUGGGAGACCUGAUGUUUUCUCUGUGUUACCUACCCACGGCUGGAAGACUCACCAUCACCAUGAUCAAGGCUAGGAACCUCAAAGCUAUGGACAUCACUGGAGCAUCAGACCCCUAUGUGAAGGUCUCCCUGAUGUGCGAGGGCCGCCGGCUGAAGAAGAGGAAGACGUCCACCAAGAGGAACACGCUGAACCCCGUCUACAACGAAGCCAUCGUGUUCGACGUCCCUCCUGAGAACAUCGACCAGAUCAGCCUGCUCAUAGCUGUCAUGGACUACGACCGAGUGGGCCAUAACGAGGUGAUCGGGGUGAGCAGGGUGGGGAACGAGGCCGAGAGCCUGGGAAGAGACCACUGGAACGAGAUGCUCUCCUAUCCCCGCAAACCCAUCGCUCACUGGCAUCCCCUUGUAGAGUGGGUGGGCCAGAGUGCCACAGGAGGAGGAAGUCAGGGAGGCUCCUGCAACUCUCUCAAGACCCCGCCCUCACCAUGAUCAACACAGAGGCCCACACAAGCGCACGCACAUCUACACUCACAUGCACUUGCACCCAUCGACACACACGCGCGCACACACACACGCCAAUCUCCACACACACAAAUGCACAGCUACACCCACCCACAAACACACAUGCACGCACACACACAAACACAGUGAAAAGAGGAGCGAUUCAAAACAGGACACGGAUGGCUGGUGGAGAAGAUCUGAGGGAUCCUGACAUGGGGUAGAGCCUUAACACGACUGCAUUCAUUGGUCCAAACGGGUUCAUGCCUCCACGGAGACCAGCAGUAUUAUUGGGAGCAGAGGUACCACUACUGAUCACAGGUCAUAUAUUUGCUCCCACAUGUGGGUGAGGCUAGGAGCACGUGAGGGCCUUGUUGGUCCCAGACCUGCUGCUAGGGGCGACACCCUGCGUAGCGAGUACAGAAUUCAACUGCAUGUCCGUGGCCAUCCGUUUAAUAUUACAGUACUGUUAGAAAGGUAAUUGAAUUGAUAGAAAUUGUUCAGUUGAGAGAUGAUUCUAGUAUUUUUAACACGUAUGUUUUAACAUUUAAUGGAUAAUGGUUGAUUUUGAGGUAAAUUGCAUGGCUUAAUUUGGUGUAAUGUAGUUUUUAAUUCUCUAAUUUCUGUAAUGAACCUAAUUUUAGCUAAUGUU